Molecule: messenger RNA, 1713 nt
Organism: Phaedon cochleariae (mustard beetle)
Lineage: Eukaryota; Metazoa; Arthropoda; Insecta; Coleoptera; Chrysomelidae
Source: the annotation of a GenBank genome assembly
AUGAAUGUUAUUGCAGCUGUUAAAGCAUAUGUCCUAAAAAUGACCGAGGAAAGUGAACCUGGAAUGAAGGUAUUAUUAAUGGACAAAGAUACUACUGGAAUUAUCAGUAUGGUAUAUGGCCAAUCAGAAAUACAGCAGAAAGAAGUUUUCCUUUUAGAAAGAAUCGAUUCUCCUAAUUAUUCCAACUCUACUGGCCUUCGUUAUCUUAAAUGUCUAGUAUUUUUGAGGCCCACUCAAAAAAAUAUAACUGCUCUAUGCAAUGAACUUAGGAAUCCUAAAUAUGGAGCCUACUACAUUUAUUUCAGCAACAUCAUCGCCAAAGCUGACAUUAAAAUUUUGGCAGAACAUGAUGAACAAGAAGUGGUGAAAGAAGUACAAGAACUGUACAUGGAUUAUUUAGCAGUUAAUCCCCACUUAUUCUCUAUUGGUUUACCUACUUGUAUGCUCUCCCUGAGCUGGAAUCCUGCUGCUCUGCAGAGAACUGUGCAAGGUUUAAUAUCACUUCUCUUGUCACUCAAGAAGUCACCCACCAUCCGUUUCCAAGCUAACUCUGCCUUGUGCAGAGAUCUGGGAUCGAGAGUUGAUGAAGUAAUGGGUAAAGAGUCCUCUUUAUUUGCUUUUGGUCAAAAUAGUCAGUCUUUGCUGCUCAUCUUAGACCGUAGAGAUGAUCCUAUGACCCCCUUACUUAACCAAUGGACUUAUCAAGCAAUGGUUCAUGAAUUGCUUUCAAUCAACAAUAACAGAGUUAACUUAUCCAAUAUACCAGGUGUGGCAAAAGAACUGUCAGAAGUAGUUCUAUCUGUGGAGCAAGAUACUUUUUAUGCUAAAAAUAUUUUUAUGAAUUAUGGUGAAAUUGGUACUAACAUUAAACAACUCAUGGAUCAGUUUCAAGCAAAAGCUAAAAGUCAUCAGAAAAUUGAAAGCAUAGCUGAUAUGAAAAACUUUGUGGAAGCAUACCCACAGUUCAAAAAAUUAUCAGGAAAUGUUACUAAACAUGUUACAGUUGUGGGAGAAUUGAGUUCAAUGGUGAAUAAAUAUCACUUGUUAGAUGUUUCAGAAGUUGAACAAGAAAUUUCCUCACAGAUUGAUCAUUCUUCACACCUCCAAAGUAUAAAGAAACUUUUAGCUAACCAAGAAGUUAGAGAUACUGAUGCUGCCAAACUAGUCAUGUUGUAUGCUCUUAGAUAUCAAAAUAACAGUAAUAAUGAUAUAAAUGGGCUUAUUGACACAUUAAAAAAGAGGAACAUCCCUGAAAGGUUACUUAGGAAUAUUGUCAACAUUCUAGAAUAUGCUGGAUCUCAUGCUAGACAGAGUGAUUUGCUGAAUGUAGAAAGUGCUGUGAAAAUAACAAAGCGCUUCAUCAAAGGUUUGAGUGGUGUUGAUAAUGUCUACACACAACAUAAACCAUUGCUUCAUGAUAUUCUGGAAGAUAUUGUGAAAGGUAGACUAAAAGAUCAACUUUAUCCUCUGGUUGGGAAUCAUACAAACAGUGGAAGGCCACAAGAUAUCAUUAUUUUCAUCAUAGGGGGGGCCACCUAUGAGGAAUCAUUGACUGUUCAUACUUUCAACAAAAGUUAUCCAAGCUUCAAUAUCCUUCUUGGGGGUACUACUAUUCAUAAUUCUACUAGUUUUUUGGAUGAAGUGGAACAAGCUAUGAGAAAUGUAUCCAGGAAGCAUACUACUAGAACUAUAAGGAAUAUACGUUUUGAUUAA